GCGUUUUGGUUUUUCCCAUCUAUGCCCACCCGCUCGGCAACAGGCCGCCCCUGCCUCCUGCUUCCGCUCGCAUUGUAGGGUAGUUGAGAGGAACGAUCCUGAAGAGCGAAAAUGGGAGUAGAAAUUGAGACCAUAACUCCGGGCGACGGACAGACAUUCCCGAAGAAGGGGCAGCGCGUCGUGGUGCACUAUGUCGGCACACUGGCAGAUGGAAAAGUGUUUGACUCUUCGAGGUCCCGGGGGAAGCCGUUCAAAUUCAAGAUUGGACACCAGGAGGUUAUUCGUGGUUGGGAAGAAGGAGUAGCCCAGAUGAGUGUAGGUCAGCGGGCAAAGCUGAUUUGCUCACCAGACUUUGCCUAUGGCAGCAAAGGGCACCCAGGAAUCAUCCCACCAAACGCCACUCUCACCUUCGAUGUGGAGCUGAUCAGUCUGGAAGCCUGAAACUUGUGCACUCACUUUGUUUGUAAUUCCACUCAAAAUUUCAGGGUUGACUCCUAUCUCGGGAACAUGGAGAAGAAAUGUUAACAGAUGAUUCCUGCUCUUGAUCCCUGCAUAGGACCCAUGUCUAUAGCCUCACUAGUUCACUCUCCUUUCCAUUUCAAUACAAAUUGUGUUAUGUCACUUGCUUUAGAAAGUUAUCCUCCAUAUUAUACUUUAGAUUUCAUGCAGUAAUAAGUCAUAGGCCAUCCCAUCAUCUAUUUUGUCAUAUUCUGCUAUGUAUUUUUAUGGUGAUGUUUUGUUUUUUUAUUUGACUUAAAAUUGACAAACUAUAUCUGUCAUCAGGACCAGGUUUUAGAUAGGUGUCAUGAGUAUUUAAUCAAUCUCAUUCCUGUGGCUCCGUGGCCUUUACACUAAAAAUUGUAUUGAUUGCAGGUAAUAAUUGUUGAAUAAAUUGUUGUUUGACAAAUGA
Molecule: messenger RNA, 910 nt
Organism: Micropterus dolomieu (smallmouth bass)
Lineage: Eukaryota; Metazoa; Chordata; Actinopteri; Centrarchiformes; Centrarchidae
Gene: fkbp1aa
Product: FKBP prolyl isomerase 1Aa
Exons: 5
Coding region: 112-441 (109 amino acids)
Molecular function (GO): peptidyl-prolyl cis-trans isomerase activity
Source: RefSeq, a predicted model, not a curated record